AAGUAGGAAGUGAAACCAACGAAGAAGAAGCCAUUACGUUCAUUGACCGCGUGUGAAUUCCACUUUCGCUCAUUGUAGAACAGACAAGCGCUGUUUUUGAACGUUAUCUAUAGAUAAACUGGCGUUUAGUAGAAAGUAGAUUUUUAGUACCCUGUUCACUGUGCGCGUUGACUAAAAUGUGUUACUUUUGACCAAGUUGUUUAUUUUUAGCAGUCUUCCACAUUGCGCAUUCACAUUGGUUUUUCUGGAUAAUUUAGCUCCGGUGUGGCAGAACACCGGUACCAGCAUAACCUGUGAUUAUUUGGAUGAAAGUUGCAGGAGUAGAGAGUACAAUGACAAAGGAAAAUCCGUGGAAUAUUCCUCCUAAUGCUCCAGCCUGCAUGGAGAAGCAUCUGUGUGGGGCGCAGUACAGAGCAGAUGGCACCUUGUUGCUGGGAUGUUCCAGUCUCACUGGCAGGAGUUGGCAAGGGUCGUUGUGGAUCUACAGCAACCCAGAGCAGGCCCCCAAUGAGGGCUUCUGCAAAGCUGGCGUGCAGACUGAGACCGGAGUCACGGAUGUCAAGUGGAUGUCUGAAAAGAGUGUUGUUGUGGCAUCAGAUGCAGGUGCCUUGGAGCUAUGGGAGCUGGCUGAAGAUGAGCGCCUCCUGGUCAACCGCUUCACCAAACACGAGCAUGAUCAUAUUGUCACCAGUGUGAGUCCCGUAGCUGCAGGAAACGGUGCAAUUACUGGGAGCAUGGACUGCAGAAUUAAAGUGUGGGACCUGAGUCAGGAGAUGGUUGUCACUUCAUACAGCGCACACACACAACCAGUCACUUGUGUUGCCUGCAGUCCUACAGAUGAUUCUCUUUUUAUCUCCUGUGGUCAAGAUGGCCGUGUGCUCAUGUGGGACAAAAGGAAGCCACAUAAACCAGCCACAAGAAUAGAGUUAGCGGAUUCACACUGCUUGCCCACUGCGGUCUCCUGGCACCCUCAGGACAGGAGCACUAUUGCCUUGGGUGAUGAGACCGGCAAGGUAAGCGUUAAGGAUUUCCUAGCAAAGGAGUCUGCUCGUGUGGUGAGCGUCCACAGCCGCAGAGUGAACGGCCUGGCAUUUUCUACACAUAGUGAUACUUUGCUGGCCUCCAUUAGUAACGAUUGCUCCCUUGCUGUUUUAAAUUCAGAACUGAAAGAAAUAUUUAGAGAUCAGCGCCACCAGGACUUUGUCACGGGUGUGUGCUGGCUUCACGAAGGCUCGAAUAAGCUCACCACUGUGGGCUGGGAUCACCUUGUGCUUCACCAUACAAUAAAACCAAUAGAGGGCGCCGCCAGCUCAUCUUAGAGCCCGCCACACUUUACCAGCUAGUGUUAAUGUGUAGACUUUUGAUAGUCUUGCAAUUCUAGUCUUGGCAAAUCAUUGCUGAUGUUUGAAAAAAUAAACGUUUAAUAUUGAA
Messenger RNA from Corythoichthys intestinalis (scribbled pipefish), 1431 nucleotides. It is a transcript of the gene wdr77, whose product is annotated as WD repeat domain 77. Gene Ontology annotation, molecular function: protein binding. The record is from RefSeq and is a predicted model, not a curated record. The transcript has 10 exons. Gene Ontology annotation, biological process: oocyte axis specification. Gene Ontology annotation, cellular component: methylosome. NCBI's taxonomy places the organism in Eukaryota, Metazoa, Chordata, Actinopteri, Syngnathiformes, Syngnathidae. Bases 306 to 1319 code for a protein of 337 amino acids.